Molecule: messenger RNA, 709 nt
Organism: Thermothelomyces thermophilus ATCC 42464
Lineage: Eukaryota; Fungi; Ascomycota; Sordariomycetes; Sordariales; Chaetomiaceae
Exons: 4
Coding region: 183-548 (121 amino acids)
Source: RefSeq, a predicted model, not a curated record
GCGCCAAUUCGACCGUCCGCAGCAGAGCACAACUCCCGGGCCUCGACCAGGACCUAGAGGAGUUAGAUUGAUUCGAACCAGCGACCGCCCGACGCCCAAUCGACGCGAUUCCGAAGCCCGGACGGGUGAUCUACGAGAGCGCGACGGUUCAGAAGGGGGAAAAAGAAUAACAGACGCCCACCAUGCCGCAGGAUAUGCCGCCCGCUGGCGGCUAUGAAGCCGUUCAGUACAAGCGCAACCUCCCCUCGCGCGGCCUGUUCCGCCCCAGGCCCCUCCUCGCCGGAAGCGCACUGCUUAUGCUUUUUGGCUGGUACAAGCUUGUCGUCGGCAUUCGCGAGCAAAACGAACUCGCCCGCGAGAAGAUGUGGGCUCGCAUCCACCUGAUCCCGCUCCUGCAGGCCGAAGAGGACCGCGACCAGGUCCGGAGGCACCUGGCCGACCAGGCGAGAGAGAAGGAGCUUCUCGGGGAGAACAUCAAGGUCUAUCACUCGGACCGGUUUGUCCGGCCCACGUUUGGAGUAACACCUGCGAACGUUACCAAGGACUAAGUUGAGAUGGUUGAUACGGGGGUGGUGAGCUCUAUCAACGGAUUACAGCUCUUUGGCAGAACGGAGAGCAAUUCAUGUUCCGAUAGAUGCCCGGAGCUACGAGCUUCUGGGUGGAUGUAAAUAAUCGGUGGUAGAUGGAUGAAAGAAAGGGUUUUGGCACG